AUAUCGUGUUUACUUCCGGCAGCUCAGAAACAGCAACAUGGGAAAGAAACAACAUCAGAAAGAUAAACUCUAUCUGACUACAACAGAAUGGAGGACAACAUUUGGUGGUUUCAAGGGAGACAAGUCAUCAGGAGAAAAAUCACGAUUCAGACGACUUCCUUUCUCCUGCUGCAGCCUGUCCAUGCAGCCAUUUGAAAAUCCACUAUGUACUAAAGAAGGAGUUAUAUUUGAUUUGAUGAAUAUUGUUCCCUUCCUGAAAAAGUAUGGUGUAAGUCCUGUCACUGGCGAGAAAAUUUCUGCUAAACAGCUGAUCAAACUAAAUUUCGGCAAAAAUUCUGAAGGAAAGUAUCAUUGCCCAGUGACAUUUAAGAUCUUUAAUGAAAACACACACAUAUCUGCUAUAAGGACUAGUGGCAAUGUAUUUGCUCAUGAGGCGAUUGAAAGGCUUAACAUCAAACCCAAGUUCUUCAGAGAUUUACUGACAGAUGAAGAGUUUACAAGAUCUGACAUCAUCACGAUACAGGACCCCACAGAUCUGGACAAAUUCAACAUCAGCUCAUUUUACCAUCUCAAACAUAACCUCAAGGUCGGAGAUGAAGACGACGAAUUGGCCAAGAAGAAUCCUCGUUACCAUCUAAAAGCCCUUAACGCUGAGACUGCAGAGGCUUUGGAUGAACUUGAUAGACAGUAUAAACCCAUGGAAAAGGCCGCAGAGGAGAAACCUAUAGCUGACUCAUUAAAUGCUGCUCACUACUCUACAGGAAUGGUUGCAGCAUCCUUCACCUCCACCGCCAUGGCACCAGCUACCUCACACGAAGCAGCCAUCAUUGAUGAAGACCUGCUGCGAUAUGAAAGAGUAAAAAAGAAAGGCUAUCUCAAGAUCCUGACCAGUUUGGGAGAGCUGAACAUUGAACUUUUCUGUAACCAAGUACCAAAGACAUGUCACAACUUCCUGAAGCUCUGUGCUAGUGGCUACUACACUGGCACAGUUUUCCAUCGGUCCAUUCGCAACUUUAUCAUACAAGGAGGAGACCCAGAGGGUACUGGAAUGGGUGGACAAUCUAUAUGGGGGAAGCCAUUUGCAGACGAGCUGAAACCCAACUUGAAACAUACUGGCCGUGGAGUGCUGAGUAUGGCUAACAGUGGUCCAGAUACUAACAAAUCACAAUUUUUCUUCACGUACAGAUCAGCCAAUCAUUUAGAUGGAAAACAUACUGUUUUUGGCAAGGUAGUCGGUGGACUAGAUACAUUAGAUAAGAUGGAAAAAGUGGAAACAGACAAAAAAGAUCGACCAAAGGAAGAAAUAAAGAUAGAGGAAUGUGUCAUUUAUGUCAACCCAUAUGAUGAAGCAGACGAAAUGCUUCAGCAAGAACGUGAUAGCGCAAAGCAAAAGGAUAUUGAUGAGAAGGAGGCACAGAGGAAGAAGGAUCUCCGCCGUAAACCAGUCGGUAGUGAUCAACCUCGAGCCUUCAAAUCUGGGAUUGGUAAAUACAUCAAUCCGAGUACAUUAAAAAGGCCAACAGACUCGCCUGAACCUGCAGGUAGCGUGAAGAAAAGUAAAGUGACAGGGGUGCAGUUUGGAAAUUUCAGCUCCUGGUGAAAUACUCUACUCAUAUUGAAAACCUGAACUACAAACGAAAUUUACCCACCCCUUGGGGAAAACCUGGCCAUUUUCUACAAGUGUAUGUCAUCAGAUCUCUGUACUAAAAGUGUCAGCGUAGAGAACAUAUAUUUGGUUUAAUAAAAAGGAUGCCAUGCUUUAAGCUCUGACAUCCAGCAAAUAUGGAAACCAUAACAAGAUAAAUUUCCAGAAUGUUUUGUUAGUGAACAGUCCUAAAGUAUGUCGAAGGUCGUUCUAUUUGGGACGUGGAUUCUUCCGUUUAUCACGUGCGUGUUCUAUCUGGAUAAUUUUAAACUAACGGUGUAGAUGUCAGGUUCAUACUUGUCACAAAGAUCAUGGGGAAUGGCAUCUAUCCUUCAAACAUAUAAUUUAAUGUGAUCGAAAGAUGUUAAAUUUCUGGUAGCUAUAGGGAUAUGCUUCUCAGAGAUGUGUGUGUGUGAGAGAGAGGAUAUGGGAGAGAUGGAGGAGGUAUA
This is a messenger RNA of Pecten maximus, 2094 nucleotides long. RefSeq names its product RING-type E3 ubiquitin-protein ligase PPIL2-like. Gene Ontology annotation, molecular function: ubiquitin-ubiquitin ligase activity; peptidyl-prolyl cis-trans isomerase activity. The transcript has 20 exons. Gene Ontology annotation, cellular component: catalytic step 2 spliceosome. Bases 38 to 1600 code for a protein of 520 amino acids. Gene Ontology annotation, biological process: protein peptidyl-prolyl isomerization; protein polyubiquitination; protein folding. NCBI's taxonomy places the organism in Eukaryota, Metazoa, Mollusca, Bivalvia, Pectinida, Pectinidae. The record is from RefSeq and is a predicted model, not a curated record.